AUGGCUCAGCCAUCAUAUCUAGCAAAGAAAUACGAAUAUCACCCCGCUGGAGCUGAAGACUUACGAGCCCCAUGCCCUGUUCUUAACGCCCUGGCAAACCACGGGCUAAUUGCCCGCGAUGGCCGUAAUAUUACGGCUGAUCAGCUGAAGGAUGCCCUCAAGCAUAUUGGUGUUGGCAUCGACAUAAGGUUGGGCCUUGUCAAGGCUGCGUAUGCUGUUCACAACGAAAAGUCGCAUCGUGGCCUUCGCAACCCAGGACAGGUAAAUAAUUCUGGGAUACCUGUCUUGAAUCUGGAUCAAACUGGACGUCCUCAUGCGGUGGAACACGAUGUUUCUCUCUCUAGAGAGGAUCGCGCCCUGGGUGACUGUAUCAGUCCUCACUCGGGCUUAAUUGAAGGGUUUCUUGGGUAUCCAAAAGAAGACUUCUUCUCUGUUUCCCAUCUUGGCAGGCUUCGCAAGAAGCGGUAUCUGGAGCAAAAAGCAAAGAAUAAGGAUUUAAAAUUUAGCUACAAAACCCAUAUAGUGGGCUGUGCUGAAGCUGCUAUACUUCAGGGAGUUUUUGGUGAGGGUGUCUUCUAUCACCUUCCAGUUAAAUACGCGAAAGCGGUUUUCCAGGAGGAGCGUUUGCCAUUUAAUGAGGGCUGGAAGCCGCGAUGGAGUCCAUUAAUGAUUCCUGAGCUGAUUGUAUUACUCAUUGCGGUCUUAUGUUAUGCUUCUUUGUUUUGA
This is a messenger RNA of Aspergillus novofumigatus IBT 16806, 726 nucleotides long. RefSeq names its product peroxidase family protein. The coding region runs from base 1 to 726 and encodes 241 amino acids. Lineage: Eukaryota; Fungi; Ascomycota; Eurotiomycetes; Eurotiales; Aspergillaceae. The transcript has a single exon. The record is from RefSeq and is a predicted model, not a curated record. Gene Ontology annotation, molecular function: peroxidase activity.